UGGCGCACGCGAAGCGCUAUGUUCUGUUCCUAGGAAUUGUAAACUUAAUGGUUGUUUAUUUUUAAUAAUUGUGUGUUUGAACUGCAGCGCAGAAUGAAACUAAGCACGGACGCGCACUCUGAGAUCGAGGGCGAGGGCCCUCAUCCCAAUGCAUUGUGCAAUUCUUCUUCCGAUUCCACGUCUACCGAUGAAGUGGGUGCGAUCCAAAUCGAGUCGGUGGCCACGGAGGGCGUCGAUGGUGAAAUAUCGACGGACGCCAGUAGUAGUACACCGGUAGGCCCUUUGGUGAUACCGAAUCCCGGCAGGAACUCAGUUGAGCUAGCAGCGUUGCAGACCGAGAACCAGAGGCAGACGCCAACCCAAACACAGCAGCCGCGUCUGUCAAUGGUCAACAGAAAACGCGAUCUUAUCAAUUUGCAGUCGGCCCUGAGUCCGAAAUAUAUUGGCUAUGCCAACGCUAACUCACCCACACCACUUUCGGACUCCGAUGACACGAUACGUACAACAAGGAGACGUGUUAAUCAAGUAACAGGCCUAAAUUUCAGUAGCAGUACUUGCGAGACCCUGCCCCGUGACAAUGCAUCGCCAAAGACCACCGGUGGAGAAAGAGGAGGAAGCUGUGGUGAUCAGCUGGUCGGCAGCACUAAGACCUACAUGAGCCCCAUUGAAAAACUGCUAAUUAAGAACGGCGCCAAUUCGCCCAAUAGCACGGGCUUCGAGGCGGACUCUGAGGACCUUGUAAUCCGGCCAACUGUCCGUAAGCAGCUUAAGCGCAAAAUGAAGCGUGUGGCCAAGUCAAAAGUGCCAACAGACCUAGAGACUAUGCCCCUGGAGGAGAUAUCAGUAAAAAUUGAGCAAAUUGAUGGGGAAAUUCCCGUGCCAGAAGAAUCUUCAAUAACAGAUAUUGAAACAUCCACGAUCACUAUUAAACCAGAGACUGAGGUUGAGACUGAAGCAAAUUUAGCGUCUCCUCUAAAUCAGGAGGAUAAAACCAGUUUAAAUAUACAUAAAAAACCAAUAGAAACCACUCCCAAUGUUCUUAUUGAAGCUCCAAAGGACUUAGACAAAAAGCCUAAAGAACUGACAUUCGCCUUGCCAACGGCUGCCUCAACUGAGGUGGAUCUGAAAUCUCCGCCGGACUUCAGCUCUACUGCGCUAGCGACCUCAGUCAAAUCCCCUUCCUCCGUGAGUAUAGAUAGCGCCAAAGGGCUGUCCAUAGUCACUGAUCCCGGUUGGCCCAUCUACCAAGUGGGUGAUCUGUUCUGGGGUAAGGUCUUUUCGUACUGCUUCUGGCCUUGUAUGGUGUGCCCGGAUCCUGUUGGCCAGAUUGUGGGCAGUAUGCCUAGUCAUCCACAGCGCUCAUCGGUAGACAACGCCACAGUGCCCAUCCAGGUGCACGUACGGUUUUUUGCGGACAACGGGCGACGUAACUGGAUCAAGCCAGAUAAUCUUCUACCUUUCGCCGGACUCAAGGCAUUUAAUGAGUUGAGUGAAGCAGUGCGAAUAAAACACGGCCUGAAGAGCGCAAAGUACCGACAAAUGAUUCCCAAGCGGACAAAGACUGUCAUCUGGCACCAGGCCAUUGACGAGGCCCAAGAUAUGACGCAGAUCCCGUACUCCGAUCGUCUGGAAAAAUUUUACCAGAUCUACGAGAAUGUCGUCACCCUCAAUAAACAAAAACGCAAGCGAACCAAAUCUAUGAUGCAGGACACCUCGGACGUAGGAAGUAGUCUAUACGACUCAACGGAUAACCUACACAACAAGGUAGUAUCACAAUUAGUGGCCGUGAAGAGGGAGCGCUCAGAGUCUCCAUUCAGUCCAGCAUUUUCGCCCGUUAAGAGCAAGAAUGAGAAGCGGGCCAAACGUCGAAAGCUUAGCGGUGGUACCGAAGCAGAUACUGGCAGUACUACAGUCGCGGUGACACCUUUCCAGGCCGAAACCAGUUUAGAGAAGAACCUAUCGCCUGAGAGCUCCAUUUACGAGAAUCCGGAAUUCGGUCAGUUAUUCGAUGCCGUCAGGGAAUACGUUAUGGUGCACCGAUCCGAGGAAAAGGUGGAAAAGGUCUUGCUGGCUGUUGUCAGCAAUAUAUGGUCCCUAAAGCAGAUUCAAUUGCGCGAACUUGAACGUGAUUUGGCCACUAACGAGUUGGGAUCAUCGGUUGUUUUGCGUGGCUCCGGAGUGGGCACAAUCAAGCGGCUCUCUAAUCGUCUGAAAACAAUGAUGGUUCGCCGCAGCAUGACCCCAGUAGUAACACCCAGUACAACGCCGGCACUAACGGAGCCGGAUCGUCGCCUGUCGGAGGCGCCGAAAUACAAGAAACCUGUUAACCGACCUAUCGAGGAGGUGGUCGAAGAUAUCUUGCAGCUGGACAGCAAGUACCUCUUCCGUGGACUCAACCGCGAUCCGGUGUGCAAAUAUUGCUACCAGGCUGGCUCAGAUCUGGUUCGCUGUUCACACGGCUGUUCCAGCUGGCUGCAUUCCGAUUGCCUGGAACGAAAGGAGACAGGAGCUCCUAUGCCCAAAAUAGGAAGUAGAAAGACCAUUGUCGUGACGCCCACAUCAAAGUCCCCCAGUCCUGAAGAUGAGCAUAUAACGGCCGAUGCUAAGGUGGUCGAUGGAGGAGCUGGAUUGGUUUGUCACGAGUGCAAUAUAGGCGAACCGGAAGGAUGUGUAAUUUGCCACCAAGUUGAAUCGCCAGCAAAUGCUCAACCAAGCACUCCAACUAAAGAAGAGGAUCCACUUCAAACUGUAAGCGAGGAUAAACUUCUGGCGUGCAGCCAGCCUCUAUGUGGCAAGCGGUUUCAUAUGAGCUGCUGUAAGUACUGGCCGCAGGCAAACAGCAGCAAACUCUCGCCCCGCUGUCCAAGGCACGUGUGCCACACAUGUGUCUCUGACGAUCCCAGCUGCAAGUUCCAGCAACUGGGUAACUCCAAACUGGCGAAAUGCGUUCGCUGUCCGGCCACAUAUCACCAGGACUCACAUUGCAUUCCAGCCGGCACACAGAUGCUGAAUGUUACUCACAUAAUCUGUCCUCGACACAACAUCGCCAAAGCGGAUGCACACGUCAAUGUACUGUGGUGCUACAUUUGUGUGAAAGGCGGCGAACUGGUCUGUUGCGAAACGUGCCCCAUUGCAGUGCACGCCCACUGUCGAAAUAUUCCAAUCAAGAAAAACGAAAGCUACAUCUGCGAGGAAUGUGAGAGCGGACGACUGCCGCUAUAUGGAGAAAUCGUGUGGGCGAAAUUCAACAACUUCCGCUGGUGGCCGGCCAUCAUCCUGCCGCCCACCGAGAUACCCAGUAACAUCCUAAAGAAGACCCACGGAGAAAACGACUUUGUCGUUCGCUUUUUCGGCACCCACGAUCAUGGCUGGAUUUCACGACGACGCGUUUACCUUUACAUCGAGGGGGACACGGGCGAUAGCCAGAAGACCAAGUCCCAGCUGUACAGGAACUACACCACCGGUGUGCAGGAGGCAUCGCGUUUUCUUAAGAUCAUCAAAAGUCGACGACAGGAACAGGCUAUUGGACGCCAAAACGGCAAUAAACUCCAUCCGCCGCCGUAUGUAAAAAUUAAAAGCAACAAGGCAGUACCACCGGUGCGAUUUACCCAGAAUCUCGAGGAGUUGAGUGCAUGUUACUGCCAGCCGGAGGACGAGCAUCCCUGCGGGCCGGACUCUGGCUGUCUCAACCGCAUGCUAUUUAAUGAAUGCAAUCCGGAAUACUGCAAGGCAGGAAGUCGUUGCGAAAAUCAAAUGUUUGAACUGCGCAAAUCGCCACGUCUGGAGGUGGUUUACAUGAAUGAAAGGGGAUUCGGACUUGUUAACCGCGAACCCAUUGCCCAGGGUGAUUUUGUCAUAGAGUAUGUAGGCGAGGUGAUAAACCACGCAGAGUUCCAGCAACGAAUGGUGCAAAAGCAGCGGCAUCGGGACGAAAACUAUUAUUUCUUGGGAGUGGAAAAGGAUUUCAUUAUUGAUGCGGGACCCAAGGGUAAUUUAGCUCGGUUUAUGAACCAUUCGUGCGAGCCAAACUGCGAGACUCAAAAGUGGACCGUCAACUGUAUCCAUCGAGUGGGUUUAUUUGCCAUUAAAGACAUUCCUGCGGACACGGAACUCACCUUUAACUAUUUGUGGGACGAUUUAAUGAACAAUAGCAAAAAAGUGUGUUUCUGUGGAGCAAAACGAUGCUCCGGCGAAAUCGGUGGCAAGCUGAAAGAGGACACAAUUAAGGAAACCAAUAACCAAACAAGCAAAGGUAAAAGCAACGCCAAGAUAAAGCAGAUGCGCCGGGGAAAAGCUCCCACCCUUCGUAUCCAUGUGGCCGCUACCAAAAAAGUUAAAAAGGCUCGCAAGGUUAAACAUAUAAGUGCCGACGAUGAACCAAUAGAGGUCAAGAAAGAGCCCUAAAUGGAUAAAAGCAAUGAUCGCUCGAACAUGCUCUAUUUAAUAUUAUACAUUAUUGUUAUAUUAUGAAUCCCUAUUUUAUCCUGCACCACAUGUAUUUAUUUCUUAAAACUUACGAUUGCGUUUAGUAGCCAAUUUUUCAAGAUUAUGCUCCCCUCAUUGAUGUUAUAAAAAUAAAGUGAGAAGAUUA
Drosophila eugracilis is the source of this 4591-nucleotide messenger RNA. It is a transcript of the gene NSD, whose product is annotated as probable histone-lysine N-methyltransferase Mes-4. Gene Ontology annotation, cellular component: nucleus; chromatin. The record is from RefSeq and is a predicted model, not a curated record. Gene Ontology annotation, molecular function: protein binding; histone H3K36 methyltransferase activity. Lineage: Eukaryota; Metazoa; Arthropoda; Insecta; Diptera; Drosophilidae. Gene Ontology annotation, biological process: regulation of DNA-templated transcription.